Messenger RNA from Canariomyces notabilis, 260 nucleotides. RefSeq lists its product as uncharacterized. Lineage: Eukaryota; Fungi; Ascomycota; Sordariomycetes; Sordariales; Chaetomiaceae. Bases 55 to 222 code for a protein of 55 amino acids. The record is from RefSeq and is a predicted model, not a curated record. The transcript has a single exon.
UUCAUACCCAGGCUCAGCCAAAUUUACAGCGAACACUCCAUACCGGCAUACACGAUGCAGCUCACUGCGACCAUACAACAAGAAGAAAAAAGAAAUAAACCAACUAUAACAUUGCUGGUGAUGUUGGAUGCCUGUCCUCACUUGUCCUUCCAGUUCUUCCGUGUCUUACGUCCACAAGGGCAAUCACUCCUGCGUGAUCGGUCGAGAGGCAGCUGGAAAUAAAGAAUUUGGCAUCAGGGAAAAGUACAGUUUCGUAUUAG